GUUCCACUGUCGGACAUGAAAUGUCCCUUAAGCUGUGAGAGAAAGAUAUUGGAGUUUAGUCUUCCUUUAAGAAUGAAGAUGAAUUUUGGGUUGACUUUCAGGGCAGUGAAAGGCCUUUGCAUGGUGAAGCACAGCCGGCAGUACUCACAUGGAUCCAUUGGGUUAUUUGUGCCACCAAGUCCUCCUGUGGACCCUGAGAAGGUCAAAGAAUUACAGCGCUUCAUCACCCUUUCCAAGAGACUCCUAGUAAUGACUGGAGCGGGAAUCUCCACCGAGUCCGGGAUCCCAGACUACCGGUCAGAAAAGGUGGGACUUUAUGCCCGCACUGAUCGGAGGCCCAUCCAGCAUGGGGAUUUUGUACGGAGUGCUCCAAUCCGCCAGCGGUACUGGGCGAGAAACUUCGUGGGCUGGCCUCGGUUCUCCUCCCACCAGCCUAACCCUGCACACUGGGCUUUGAGCAACUGGGAGAGACUCGGAAAGCUGCACUGGUUGGUGACCCAAAAUGUGGAUGCCUUGCACACCAAGGCGGGUAGUCAGCGCCUGACAGAACUCCACGGAUCCAUGCACAGGGUCCUCUGCUUGCAUUGCGGUGAGCAGACUGCCCGUGGGGUGCUGCAGGGGCGCUUUGAAGCCCUGAACCCCACCUGGAGUGCGGAGGCCCAGGGCCUGGCUCCUGAUGGUGAUGUCUUUCUCACGGAGGAGCAGGUACAGAGCUUUCAGGUCCCGUCCUGUGCUCGAUGUGGGGGCCCUCUGAAACCAGAUGUCGUUUUCUUCGGGGACACCGUGAACCCUGACAAGGUCAACUUUGUGCACAGGCGCGUCAAAGAAGCUGACUCUCUCUUGGUGGUGGGAUCGUCCUUGCAGGUGUACUCUGGUUACAGGUUUAUCCUCACUGCACGGGAGAAGAAGCUACCAAUUGCAAUACUGAAUAUUGGGCCCACACGGUCGGAUGCCUUGGCGUGUCUGAAACUGGAUUCUCGUUGUGGAGAGCUGCUGCCUUUAAUAGACCCACACUGACCACAGCCUGUUCCCGAGCCAGGAGCUGGGACUUUCACUUGCAUCCUGCUGCUGAAGAUCCCUAAGGAUUCAUCCCUUCUUCCUCCAACUAAUCGAAGCUCACGAGUGCAGCCUGUAGAGGGCAGCAAACCAACAUCUCUCUGCCUGCCCAUCUCUGAACACCUCAGGUUUCAAAGCCAAGGAGUUAAGAUCUUCAGGCUGAAGAGAUUUGUCCCUGAAGAAAGACUUUUUCAAAGCAGCAGCUUCUCCUGAUAGGAAAAGUGCUUUCACUUCCUUUUUAUCUCACCGGCAAAAGAGAUGGCCCAGGAAAUAUGUAGGCCAGAAUGGUCUCUGGAGUGCUAACCUAGGGAUCUCACUAAUGUGGGAGCCAGAAAGAGACACCUGCCUUGAACCUGGUCUGUAGAGAGGAAACAGUGAAUUCCCAAGUGGGAUCUUAAAUUGAUUUGUUUCUGCCGAGGGAAGCAGCAAGACUUGUUUGAUUACUGUGUUAGCCAGGAAGAAUCACUGUACCAGGCUAAAGCUUUCUGCACAAUCUCAUCAAAAGGUGAAGCGGAUGAAAGAAUCACAGCCUAUUCCAGGUAGUCUUUUGUCUACAAGUAGGGCAAGCAAUAAAUGUUCAUCCUGCAGCUGCCUAGGAAGCAAAUUUCAGUUAACUGGGAUAACCCAAGAUCUUGGAAAACACAGACUUCUUUUCACCUCUACGACUGUAGGUUUGCUCAUCGCCAGAAACCUUGCUCAUGAUGUUGGAAAUCUCAUUCCAACUGUUUUUGCAGACGGAGAUCCUAAGGUGCUCUGAACCAGAUUUGCUCAAUUGUCCAAAG
Rhinolophus ferrumequinum (greater horseshoe bat) is the source of this 1838-nucleotide messenger RNA. RefSeq names its product sirtuin 4 (gene SIRT4). Lineage: Eukaryota; Metazoa; Chordata; Mammalia; Chiroptera; Rhinolophidae. Gene Ontology annotation, molecular function: NAD-dependent protein lysine deacetylase activity; NAD+ binding. The coding region runs from base 16 to 1017 and encodes 333 amino acids. The transcript has 7 exons. The record is from RefSeq and is a predicted model, not a curated record.